This is a messenger RNA of Cephus cinctus (wheat stem sawfly), 1927 nucleotides long. RefSeq lists its product as uncharacterized. The coding region runs from base 1 to 387 and encodes 128 amino acids. Lineage: Eukaryota; Metazoa; Arthropoda; Insecta; Hymenoptera; Cephidae. The record is from RefSeq and is a predicted model, not a curated record. The transcript has 3 exons.
AUGUGUUCCCAAUGGAAAAUGAAAGAACCUGUAGAUCGACCUGUGGUUGGCGGAUUAAAUAGAUGUGUGGGGGUUUGCGGUGAUGAAGUUCGCCGAGCAGUUUGGUCCAGCAGCAACGUUGGUCUGAAUUAUCUGCACCUGGUUCAAUUGAUCCUGACUUCAGCUGUUGCCUCUUAUCCAACACUAGACCUAGGUCGGGAAUUCAUCCGGAGGCAGUUUUUUUAUCAUCUAUGGAUUUUGACCCAGGACGGUGCAUCGAGCAUAUCCAGCAAGCAGAUGGGUCACUUGUCUGAAGGUGCAAGAAGGCCGAAAGCUCCGUGGGAUCCGUUCAAAAGAGGGAGAUGGUGCAUCUACGUGGAUCCUGGAGAUGGUUGGGAUAUACUCUGAUGCUGGGAAGAACGAAGAUGGGACCUGGUGGUAGAGGAGGAGCGGUGCCUGAGGAGUGGGAGGGUGCCGGUCAGAAUUUAUGGCCGCUUUAUCACUUUACCGGCCUUCGCGCGUCUCCUUUGCCAGGGAGAACAGGGGAGAAUGAGAGAGAGAGAGAGGAGAGAGAGAGAGAGAGAGAGAGAGAGCGCAAGCCAGAGCAUGGGAGACAAUGAAAGGAGCAGAAGAGCAGGAUCUCAUAUUGAACUUUGGCACUCAUCUGGCUGCACUUGUGAUGCGGUGAGCUUGCGUAACUUUCAUGUUUACACGUAUACGCCCUACAUGUGACUAUAGACACUCUGAAUAUAUCCACCCUUAGAUAGUCGUUUAGAUUAAACUGUUGACCAACAAUUAUAUCAGAAAUUAUUAUAAUUAUUUAGACACAUCGAGCCACCAGUCUUUGAUAUGUUCAGAUAGUACUGAGGGUCAAGGGUCACAGAUAAAAUAGAUGCAUGUUAAUGCUAAUAGUCCCUUUAAAAUUUAUGUCUUUAUAGAGUAGAUGCAUGCUAACUACUUUUCACAAAUUGCUACCGUAUGUCUGAAUGGCUACUAGGAUUCAAGGGUAGGUCUUCAAUCCGCCCCAUGAACCACGAUGGACCUCAUAAAAUUUACGUCACUACCUGCCACCAAGAGGAGACUGCACGCGCCGCAACACAUAAAGUAACCCCCAUUAACAGACCAUAAAUUCCGUCCCGCGUUGCGUUAUGCCCACCGAUGUUAUGUAUGAGCGCCGUUAGUGUUAAUAGAGUGUUAACCGCCUCUACGCUGCUCGAUUCCGUUCAAGUAGCCAUGUUAGGGUGGGACAAGAUACUACGACUCGUUCACCAUAGGAUUCUGCGUGUAGAGCGUGCCGCGACUAGUGGCUGCGUUAUGCUAUUUUGCAUAGAAAAUGCAUCAAUUUUCGGCGGCUUCCCCGUAACCCCUUCUAUGGUCCAUGGAUGCAAACCCCUCGACUGCUUUGUAUAAUGUAAUUCAUAUCGAAGGUAAUUGAAUGUGUACCUACUGCAGCUACCCUGUACAAAUUAAACACCCUGUAUGGUUUGUCGAUGACGCGAUCGUGUUAUAUACUCCAUAUUUUCCGAUAAUUAAACGCGAUCAAUUAUAGUGCGGAGUUAUUGACACGUUGAGUUUCUCGGUUCUAUGAUUAUAUAUUUUACAAUCUGUUAAAAUAUAGUGUGGAACUUUUUUAAUGAAUUUUAUACAUUUUAUUAAUUAUGAAUAACAUUUUUGUCUUUUGAUUAUUUUUUAAAGAUUUAAUUAUAUUAAUUAGGACUUAUAAGGGGAAACAAGAUGAAUUCGAUAGUAUAAAUUAUUAUGCAUAAUAUAUAAUAUUAAUAAUAAAUGGUAUCAGAAAAUUUAUACAAAUUGGAUGAAAUAUUAACAGCUAGAUUAAUUAUUUGGUUAUUAGUUAAUUAGCAGAUAUCGAAAAAAAUAUAUAUAAUUGAUUGUACCGUUCGAUUCAGUCGAACAUUAAAGUAUUAAAUUAUUAAUUGUUUCACAUAAU